Messenger RNA from Chenopodium quinoa (quinoa), 2155 nucleotides. RefSeq names its product F-box/WD-40 repeat-containing protein At3g52030-like. The transcript is spliced from 9 exons. Gene Ontology annotation, molecular function: protein binding. NCBI's taxonomy places the organism in Eukaryota, Viridiplantae, Streptophyta, Magnoliopsida, Caryophyllales, Amaranthaceae. Bases 658 to 1926 code for a protein of 422 amino acids. The record is from RefSeq and is a predicted model, not a curated record.
GUUUUUGGGGGCUUACCACCUGUAAGAGUACCAGUGGAAGCCCCUUCAAAGAUUCACAACUAAGCUCAAGAGGAAAGAGAUGGUAGAGAUGGAGAGAAAAGGCAAUAGAGAGAAGGAAAACGUUCAAAAAAAAAAUUGAAAAAACCUAGCAAUGGAAGCUAGGAAAACCCUCCCAAUGGAGAAACCCUAGAAGGAUAAAAAAAAAAAAAAAAAAAACUCUCCCAAAGAGAAAACCUUGAGGAAACAAGUUUAUUAACUUCGAUCGUGUUAAAAUAGUUUAAGAAGGUUCAAAAUAUCAAAUGUACAUAAGCUAAGGUUUUGAUGUUUCUAUACACCACUCCAUCGACCAUUAAUGUGCAUAAGAAAAGUAUUUAUUUUUGCAAUUCAAGUUGACAUGUGAUAGGGACGGAAAUGAAGAUGAUAAAAGCCUAAGAUUUUAUGGAGUAAUUGCGAUGGAGAAUUGUUUUUGGCACACCCGUUGAGAGAGCACAAUUCUCUAUGCCGUCCUCGCGUAAAGACGUGCCAAAAUCAAUUCCUAAAAAAAAAAAAAAAACUUUAAUAUUUAGGUUAAGAGAUAAAUAAUUGAAGAAAAAUUGAGAAGAAAAUACUAGGUAGGAGAGAGAGUGGAGUAGUGAUUGUUGCAGGGGAGUUGCAGAGAUGAAAGGCAAGCGAAGUUCAAAGCAGAGGAUUAACAGCUUUAAAUUACUCGACCAAGAUAUUCUUUGUGUUGUCUUUGCUUUCCUAGACCUCUUCGACAUCGUCCGCUGCUCUGCUGUCUGCAAAUCAUGGAAUAUUAUCAUAAGCAAAUCAAGAUUAAUGCAUUCAUUGUACCUUAAGCAAUGGAGUAAUGAGGCCUCCAGCUCGUCAAUUGAUAUGGGGAAAUCAUUGAACGUGGUACUUGAGGAUCUGGCAACACGGCGUCAUAGGUCUGCUCUUGUUGAUGGUUCUUUUAUUGUUGAUCAAUGGAAAGGUCAUACGUCCGGGAUUGACAAUUGCCGUAUGAAGAUGGGUUUGAUCCUAACUGGUGGGGGUGACAAGUGUAUGCGUCUAUGGUCAUCAGCAAAUUACAAAUGCUUGGAAGAGUACGCUCUCUCUGAUCUGGGUCCACUAGUUGACUUUGAUUUUGAUGAAAGCAAGGUUGUUGGUUUGGCUGGGACCCGUAUAUGUAUAUGGAGGCGCCAUGGAAAUCGUAGUAUAUUUCCUUCACGUGAAGGCACAUUCACAAAGGGCUUAUGUAUGAGGUACAUGGAUCCAGAGGCUAUGGUUGGAUGCGCGGAUGGCACAGUUAGGGUAUUUGACAUGUAUAGUAAAAGUUGUUCUCGAAUAAUCCGAAUGCAUGCUUCUCAAGUAAAAUGUUUGGCUGUGGGAGAGGACCAGUUGGUUCUGAGUGGUUCAUCUAAUGGAAACAUAACUGCAUAUGGUCUAUUAUCUGAUCAGCGAGUUGCUAAUUUAAAGCCAACCAAUCUUAGAGGAGGUAUAGAUACCUUGUGCUACAAUCCUCCUUCUCAUUUGGUUUUUGCUGGAUCAUCGAACGGUUAUGCAGCUUGUUGGGACCUUAGGAAAAUGCAAUCACUGUGGAGUUUACGGGUGAGCCCUAAUGCAAUCUAUUCAAUGCAACAUCUCCGACAUGACACUUCAACACUGGUUGUUGGUGGCGUUGAUGGUGUUCUGAGAAUUCUGGAUCAGAAUACUGGUGAAAUCCUCACAAAGUGUGUAAUGGACCAAAGCAACGCCAAACUGACUUCGACAAGAAGCUUGUACGGUUCAGUUGAAAGAAGAAAGGUGAAGAGAUUAACUGAAGAUGCUACCAUUGGUGAUAUUCCUAUCACUGCUCGGCCACCCGUAAAAUGCUUAGCCGUGGGAAUGGGAAAAGUUGUCACUAUUCAUAAUACAGAGUACAUCAGAAUGUGGAAAUUCAACAUGUAAAGUAGAAAUUUAUGGUACAUAUGAUUUUUGCUCCCUUUUAUAGCUCAUGUGCAGUAGUAGUCUCGUCUUGGAGAUCAUGUAAUCUUAAAUCUUAAUCCUCGAUUUUUUGCAAGGAUUCACCCUGAAUGUCUGAAUCAUUAGAAAGCAAAUUCCGAAUGUUGCUGAAAGGCAGAUGUGAUAUCAGAUGUUGCCUCUUUAUUUCCAAUGUUCAUUGCUCAGGUUUCAUCAA